AUGUCUGCUCGAAUAAAUCCUCAUCGCCCCUCCAUUCACUUCUCCCCCUCCCACUCCCGCCAAAACUCCUCCACCUCCGACAGAAUCGGCGCCAUCUAUCAACAACUCGACCCUCUCCUCAGCAACCUCUCUCCCGAAUCCACCCUUCAAGCUCUCACAUCCACCGACGCAGUCCCUUCCAACGAAAAAGCCGCCCAUGAUAUUCUCUCACAGAGCAUCUCCCAGGUAUCGCCGGCGGAACGCGCGCUUGGGAUUCGCGCCGCGGUAGCGGCCCAAAACCUGGACCUAUGGCACAAGGAGGUUCAAACAUGGGCCUGGGCCAGCGUGAAUGAUGCGAAAGUCGGAAAGGGCUUCAUUCCUCCUCCAUCAAGCUCAGGUGGCAGUCCCUUGAACUCCAGUCCCCUUUCACCCCCUGGCUCGGACAACAGUUACUAUGGUAGCUUACCAGCAAGCGUGGUGGAGCGAAACGAGAAAAGGAUAGAGGAGAUCCGCGACGGAAUGGACGAUCUUCGCGUGGAAGAAUUGAAGGAACACGUUUUGAAUGCCCACAUUCCAUCCAGGUCUCGGCCCUCCUCCGCCACAAGCUCGGUUUCGGUGCCACCCCCUCUGAGUUAUGUGCAAUUGAGCGACUUCACGGCGGUGAUUACCGCGACAAUUCUGCGCGCUCUUCCUCACUUGUCGCGUCUGAACGCGUUACUCAUCACUUGGGAUGUUCGCCUUUUGGUCUUGCGUCAAAUCCCUGGUUUGCUCAGAGAGCUCUCCAUCACACGCUCCGCAAUCAACGCCUGCCUUCGCGCGUUACGCGAUCCACAACCGGACCUCGAGCGAUACUCCGACGAGUCUCUUGCCGCUGAUCAUCUUAAGUUGGAAUCUGCUGUGGUGACUGUGGGUAGGCGCAUGGAUCGUAUUUUGGACGCGUUAGAAGGUCGCCCCGACUCAUUGCCCGAGCAAUGGAUCGACGAUUUGGAAUCUAUAGAGUCCGACUUCGCUGCUUGGGUUGUCGAAGCUGAAAAGUAUAAGGUCCACAGCGCGUGGCUGCGGUCCAAGCCGGAGUCUCAGGCUGAAACACCUGGAGCAGCUCCGGUCCAACCGCAGACCUUACUUGAGAAAUCAGAUGACGAUCACUCGUUGGUCCCAGUACCCACCCCCGCAAAAGAUGAAACGUCUCGUCAAGAGCUCGGUCUUCAAGUUGGACUUGCCGAGUCCUCUGAUAAUUCACACGUUGACCAUUCAAGCAUUCCUCGCGUGGAGAACCAACCAUUGCCUGAUGGGACAGCCCAUCGGCACCUCGAAAUCUCAACUUCCUCAACCGAUCCCCACAUUGCAGAACGGCGUGACCGUGCGACACCUGUCUUGCUUGCCGAGGAGUCGGAAACACCUACUCAAUCAGACUUCCCGCCCAGCACCUCCGCUGUCAGUGGGAAAGGUUCAAACCUCGCCUCUUGCACGCUUCAUUCUGACUCGGAUUCCAAGGAGAAUACUCCCCCGCUGGGAUUCCAUCAGACAGAUGGAUCUGAUUCUCCGAGCACAAAUACACCCACAACGCCAAAUGCACUAUACGAGAAUGUACCAAUAGUUACGGAUCGCCCGGCUGAUCAUUUGGCCUCCCAUAAAGAAGCUCCUGAACCUCGUGUCAUUAUUGCCGGAGAUGUGCCCCCCGCGCAGCUCAGUUUUGAUAUCCCACAGGCAAUUUCCGAUGUGCCAACAGAUACUCAGACCUCACCUCAACCUACGCCGCAGUCCCAGUCGGUCGAUUCUACCCCCGAGCCCACGGGGCAGAGUACUGCUCAAACCCCCGAGGUCGAACAUCAUUCCGGUCCCAAUGAUGAGGUCGAUACUCCUGCGCCACAAAACGUGUCUCCCCUGUGCACCCCGAGGACAUUGGAUAGUCAAGUGCCCAGGACGAGGCCAUCUAUCCGGGGGUCCCAAAUUCCUCUGGCUUCCCCCAGGGCUGGGUCCAACCACACACCUAUCAAGCCCAUGUCUCAACACCAACACGAUGCGCAGCCUGACCAUGUCCAGAAAACUGUGCGGAAGCCGCUGCAAAGCCCUAUCAAGCUCUCUGACUCGCGUUCCACAAAGCCGGGUCUCGACAAGAAUGCGCCUUCGACUCACAAAAUUUCCCACCGUCGUCGUACAUCCACGGGAUCUGUUGGCUCCUUAAUCUCAGACAACUCGUCUCUCAUCUCGAGCCCUGAUGCCCCUGAACCACGGAAGGUGUCUUUGCAUGAGACUGAAGGACGCGCAUUGGCCCGCUCCAAGCCCAUUGGCUCUCCCUCGCGUGGAAUUCACCCCCUCAGAGAAGACCGCCUGCGCCGGUUUGAGAACCAAAAGCCCAACCCUAGCACGGCGUUCCCACAAAACCGCGCCGUCAGUCUCCCCUUGGAACGAUUCAUCAAUGAGAGACUAGAGUUGGGCCUUGCCAGGGAGCCAGAACCUGGCGUGAAGUCUGCUCUCGACCGUCCCAUCACCUCUUCCGACUUCCCCAAGCCUCCCAAGUCACGGACAUCCUCUCCUGUGCCAAGUGUUACAAAGCCAAUCUCGUAUGUGCCCCGUCUCUCAGCCCGUCGUCACACACUUUCCAGAGGAAAGUCUUCAUCUGGCCUGAAUAUUCAACACGAGGCGGCGAGGGUCACAGAGAGCCACAGAAAUGCGUUUGCGCAGAACACCGCCAGGCGGGCCUUGGAGCACCAGGCGGAGCCUAAGUCGCUCCGCCUCCGCAAGCAAUUGACGGCCCAUCCCAGUCUUGAAAGCCUCGGAGUCAAACGACAAGAGUUGUCAUACGUGGAAGAGCAUGCAUCUGAAUUGACUGAUUUCGGGUCUCGUGCCUCUUCUCCGGCCAGGCAUCACAGGCAACCACGAGACCACCUCGACGAAAAGAUCAGUUCUAUCCUUGACUCUCUACCGGGUCGUAUUCAUUUGGUCGAUUCUCAGCACGAGGGAGACACAUCCUCUUCCUCGUCCUCUGUGGAUCGCCGAGUUCGUCAUCGAUCGGAAUCUCCUUGUGGUCCCACAGCUCGCAGCACGACACCGGCACCUUCCCUCAUGCUGAUGCCUGCCGGCCGCAGAAGGUAUUCGCAUGCCUACAAAGCUGAAGACAGCUGUGUCAAGCUCUACCAUCUCCACUCUGGGGGCCAAUCUGCCCCCCACAAGCUCUUCGUUCGUACUGUUGGAGAGGAAGGACAGCGAGUGAUGGUUCGCGUUGGUGGUGGCUGGGCUGAUCUUGGGGAAUACCUGCGCGAAUAUGUCAUUCACCAUGGCCGUCGAAAGGUUUCUGAGACCCCUCGCGUGGAGGUUCAAGGAAUCAAGACCCGCCUCUCGCCCUCCUACAGUUCGCCGGGUACCCUCUUGACACCGGCCACCUCCGCCUAUCUUUCCUCUGGACGAGCCACACCUUCCAGGCCCCCAUCCUCCCUCAGCGCCCGUCCCGCAUCGUCUUUGACGGUUCAUAAGAAGCGCCGGGGCUCCACAGCCUCAGACGUGAUGGGCACCCGCGCAGUCACCACCGGUCACAUAAACUCCUUCACUUCACCCCCGCCACCUGUUCCCCCUCUCCCCUCCUCCACUGGCCGACGUCUCUCGGUAUCAUCAGGAUACUCAGUCGGCGACUCACACUCGCCUAAUACUACCAGCGAAAUUCGUUCCACGCCUCUUGGUCUAGCUGGACCUAGACCACGGGCUCGCUACGAGUCCAUGAGCCCAGAAGGCGAAGCUUGGGUUGAGGACGUCCUCAACAAAACCCGACGCUCCAGCUCACACCAGCCCCCACGAUUCACAUUGGGCUCGCCGCCCUAUGUCGAUUCCGAUGACCGAUCAGAAAUUGACGGUGGCGGCCACUCCCUCCCCAAAGUUCGCAGCAUUGGCGACAUCGGAUCUAUCGGUACAAGUCGACGUGUCGUGCUCAGGGGACUUGGGAACCGCCGAUCCUAA
Molecule: messenger RNA, 3930 nt
Organism: Penicillium olsonii
Lineage: Eukaryota; Fungi; Ascomycota; Eurotiomycetes; Eurotiales; Aspergillaceae
Source: the annotation of a GenBank genome assembly